AUGACCAUUCUUCUUGACACUCUUGUCUCACCUGAGGCAUACAAUGCACUGCCUCUUGUCAGCGAGGUAGCUGCAGCACCAGACGCCCAGUCUCAGCAUCUCGAGCAUCUCCGAGAGCUGCUCCACAAACACAAGGUGCCCAAGGGCGUGAGCGUUAGGUUGCUUCAUAAGCAUUUCAACACCAACGACGGAGAAGUCAUGAUCCCGUGGUGCCCGAGAGGAGCAGCCCAGCCUAGGGGCAUACACUUUUUCGUCGCCGAUGACGCAACGCUCCAAGCUUAUUUUUUAUCCGAAUUUUGCCGUGUUGUGAUCGAGAGAGGCUUGCAGCGGACCUUUGGCCUGAAGCUCCUGUGCGAAGAGGAAGAGGAGCACACUGGAUGGACAGAGUUCGAGCUCAAUUCUGAGAGGGGCACAGUCAUGUUUCCCAGAGGAAUGCCCAUGCCGACUGGCGAGAGUGAUUUCACUGUCACAACGGAAUGGGAGGGGACUGCCAAAGACGCCGCAACCCCAUCCAAGCAUUCCUCUGCGUGCAGCCACACCAGGGUCUGUACGCACUGCAACGGCCACCAAAGCAAAGUUGUGCACGAGUUUGGAGAGGAAUACUGCCUAGGUGGGCAGUCUAUCCAGCCUGGAACUGCCCUUCACGCCAUCGUUGAUCAAAUCGUCGCGGCGUUCUAG
Molecule: messenger RNA, 678 nt
Organism: Beauveria bassiana ARSEF 2860
Lineage: Eukaryota; Fungi; Ascomycota; Sordariomycetes; Hypocreales; Cordycipitaceae
Exons: 3
Coding region: 1-678 (225 amino acids)
Source: RefSeq, a predicted model, not a curated record